AUGGAGCUGACACAGGUUUUUGAGAAUUUACGUGCAAUUUUACAAGCUGCUUCAUCUAAAUGUAAAGUUAUAGAUGAAAAGUUCCCCAGCAAGUUCUAUGAGAAAGAUCCAAAAAAGAUAUUUGAAUCAUACAAGAAGUUUCUGAAACCGCGGAUUAACAGUGAGGGCGCCAUCAAAAACGAAGAGAACUUUCCAGUGACAACCAUAAGUGAACGAUUUGAGAAAAACGAAUACGCCAAAAAAUCAAAUGCUUUUUACCGAUUGCACCACGAUGUGAAGCUGGUCUGUACGUUACUCAUACAUUUUUAUCCUCAGGGAACCCGCACGUAUCAAAUGGUGGAUAAGUUCUACAAAUUUGCAACAGAACUUCUACUACGAGAAUGCUACAGACUGGGUGUAACACUCAUAGAUGACUCUAUCCCGGAGGAAACUUAUGGCUUAGGGAAAAGUCCUCUAAAUCGUCAAAUUUCCCACGAUUUUAUCAAGAUUUCAACAGCAUACGCGGUUCCUUACGCUGAAUCCUACUAUGUUUCAUCGGGGGACUUGGAUCUCUUCACGUCUACAAUAUCCAAGUCGCAGCUAGAUCGCAGACCAACUGAAGCUCCUAACAGCAGCUUUGAACUGAAUAAAGUCAUCCCACAGGCUGGAGAUGAAGUCGCUCCAAAGUUAGGGUUCCUUGCUGCUAAUGUUAGCAACAUUCCGGAUCCAACAAUACCACCUUACGAAAUUAUGACCAAGUUCCUGCAUCCGAAUUGGUACGCUAUGCCGACCACUGUGUGGCUUCAGUACGGCGAAUAUCAAUCGUGGGCUCCUUCAUUCAACGAAAGUAGCACUGUGAUCGACGCUGGUCACAGAGGGACUAUUUGGCUUGAAAAAAUCGGGUAUCUGAGACUUCGUAACAUGCACGAUUCCCAGAAUGAUGAAAAACGAAUUAAAGUCGCGAAAGAGCAAGAGGAACAGGGUUCAAUUGGGUCCAAAGCAAGUUUGGAGCAGAAAAGGAAUGAUUCACCAGCCAGUACCAUCACCAACAAUAACCAAAGUGAACCAUCGGAAAUCAAAGCAAUCGUCGGAUCAGAAGCUCAAGAAAGUCAAACACCAGAAAAUGGUAAUUCAAAAAAAUCGGAGCUCGAUGAAGAAAAGAAUACUGAUGAAACUAAGAUCACAGAGAAAAACGAGGAACCAUCAACAGCGCCUGUGAUAAAGCUCGAAAAUCUAUACGAUUGGGGACCCGGAAACUCGAUCGAGGAUGACGAAAUCGAAGCAGCUUCCAAUGGGACGCAUGAGCAACUCAUAACAAAAACUCUUUUGGAACUAGCUGGGAUGAAGCGGAAACGCCUGUUAACUAAGCAAAGAAGCCAACCUUCGACAAGAGAAAAACAAUUGUAUCAUAAAGUUCAGAGAAUGAUGAAGGAAGUACUUCUUGCCAAAAAAUUGGAAAAACUGCCCCAGAUUACAUCGUGCUCGUUUCCUGUAUUACAAGCAAACUAUAUGGGGAGUAUACCAGUGGUGCGGACCGUCCAGACGAGAAAGAAGAAGUACAAGAAAUGA
Molecule: messenger RNA, 1548 nt
Organism: Lachancea lanzarotensis
Lineage: Eukaryota; Fungi; Ascomycota; Saccharomycetes; Saccharomycetales; Saccharomycetaceae
Gene: RSC58
Product: LALA0S02e04918g1_1
Exons: 2
Coding region: 1-1548 (515 amino acids)
Source: RefSeq, a predicted model, not a curated record